Messenger RNA from Anguilla anguilla (European eel), 6141 nucleotides. Its product is annotated as caspase recruitment domain-containing protein 10. Gene Ontology annotation, biological process: regulation of apoptotic process. The transcript is spliced from 24 exons. Lineage: Eukaryota; Metazoa; Chordata; Actinopteri; Anguilliformes; Anguillidae. Gene Ontology annotation, molecular function: protein binding. The coding region runs from base 275 to 3325 and encodes 1016 amino acids. The record is from RefSeq and is a predicted model, not a curated record.
ACGUACUGAAAGGUGGAGAGCGAAACAGGUAACGCGAUUCUUCCAUAGUCGCUCAUCGCGUCAUUGGAAUUCUCCAAAAGAAGCUUUCUUGACCGUUAAUAUUAUUGAACAUUAACGCAACUCAGCAGAUGUUAGUGGUAGUUCAUUAAACCGGUACUACCCGACUUUAAUCUGGUUUGCUACGGACGGCGUUUGCUGCAUUGUUGGUGACUCAGAGACGGAACAUUUAGCAACUCGGCUGAAACUCCAGUUCAAGCGGACGUAAAGAGUGACCAUGAGCGAAUGGAUAUCCGCAGACGAGCCGGGACAGGGCAGGGGGCAGUCUGCGCCCCCCUGGGACCCGGAGAAGGACGAGGAGCUGUGGGACAGGGUGGAGGGGGUGAGGCACAAACUCACCCGAAUCCUGAACCCGGCCAAGCUGACCCCGUACCUGCGCCAGUGCAAGGUCAUUGAUGAGCAGGACGAAGACGAAAUCCUCAACUCCACACAGUAUCCCCUGCGCAUCAGCAAAGCUGGGCGUCUGAUUGACAUCUUGCGUGGGCGGGGUCAGCGGGGUCUGCAAGCCUUCAUGGAAUCUCUGGAGUUCUACCAUCCUGAGCAGUACACCCAGCUAACAGGCCGGAAACCUACCCAGCGCUGCUCCAUAAUCCUGGACGAGGAGGGUCCGGAGGGCCUGACCCAGUUCCUCCUGGUGGAGGUGCGGAAGCUGCGGGAGCAGCUGCGCGGGAGCCGCCUGUGCGAGCGCCGCCUGUCGCAGCGCUGCCGCAUGGCCGAGGACGAGCGCAGCCGCGCCGAGCGCAAGACGCAGGAGCUGCGGCACGACCGGCUGCAGCUGGAGAGGCUGCGGCAGGACUGGGAGGCCGGCAGCAGGGAGCUGGCCCGGCUGAAGGAGACACACCUGGAGCAGGCGGUGAAGUACUCCCGCGCCCUGGAGGAGCAGGGCAGAGCCUCCGCGCGUGAGAGGGAGCUGCUGGCACAGGUAGACCAGCUCAGGAACAGGCUGAAUGAGGCCGAGACACAGACAGGGGCCUACCCCGCCUCAGAACCUCCUGUCAGGACGGUCAGCCAGGAGCUGCACCCAGCACACAUUACCCCCACUGUCCAGCUGGAGGAGCCGCUGUGCACUGACACCCACCUCAGGGUCCCCAACGACACACAGGCUCUUCUGGACAUCCUCCAGCAGGACCGAAAGGAGGCGGCAGAGCAGAGGCACGAGCUGUGCAGCACCAUCGCCGGACUGCAGGGGGAGCUGGAGAGCACAGAGGCACACAGGGAUAAGGUGCAGGGACACUGUGAGCAGCUGCAGCAGAGGGUUCGAACCCUGCAGCUGGACCUGGAGACAGAGCAGAAGAGAAGUAUCUCCUAUUUUAACCAGAUCAUGGAGCUGGAGAAGGAGCGGGAUCAGGCCCUGCGCAGUCGAGACAGCCUGCAGCUGGAGUACACUGACUGCCUCCUGGACAAGGACCAGCUCCGCAAGAGGCUAACAGAGCUGCAGGCCAGCAUGGAGCAGCUGCGGAGAGAUCUGGAGACAGAAAAGGAGACCAGCAGAGACCAGAGCGCCCCCUGUCUGCACUGUUCUCACCUGUCUCUGAUCUGUGAGGAUCAGUGCUAUGGACCUUGCUGCUCGCUGGGACUGGCCCUAUCAGACAUCGGGUGCACUAGCCCUCGGUCGGACAGCUCGCAGCUGCUCCUGCGCAAGACUCCCUCUAGUGGCCAAAGAAGUGAACGGUCUGGGGGGUCCUGUUACAAUUCAGAAGAAAAUCUACUGACACCGAUGGAGGACAGUGAGAAGGAGAUCAACAGACUCUCCAUAUUUCCUUUCCCUCCCUGUGUGAACUCCAUAAAUCGCAGAUGCAAUACGGAGUUUGACAUGGACUCCUGGGGCAGUGAUGACAAUCUGUCAGGAGAGCAGAGCGAAUCCUCGCUGUCAGAUUCCUGGAGCUCUCUGAAUUCCCACCUCUUCCCCCCUGACCUGGUCAACCUGCCCUCCACCCCCCCACAGAGACCUUCCCUCAGCACAUUUGGGGUGGCGUCCCUCCCCCCGUCUCCGGCGCCGAACCGUCCCAAAAAAGGCAGCCUGGCUGAUGACAUUACCAUCACGGGGGGUAAUCGCACCGGGAUAUUCGUUCGCAGCGUGAGGGCGGGGUCACCGGCAGAACAGUGUGGUCUGAGAGAGGGCAGUGAGUUACUGCAGCUGGAGCACGUGCUCUUUGGGGGGGACAGCGUGCAGUUUGGACAGUGCACCAGCGAAGUGGCGCAUUUCUCCCUGCAGUGGUGGACUGAGCCCUCCUCCCUCAAACACCAGCUCAACACCGAGGCAUAUUCCAGGCUGUGCGCACAGCUGUCUUCUCCCUCUUUUUCAGGCUGUGACUCCUUUUACGUCAGGGUCAACAUAGACAUAGACCCCCAGGGUGACCCCGCCUGCCUGGGGGUGCGCUGUGAUGACAUCCUUCAUGUCACGGACACGGUCUACAACGGGAAAUACCAGUGGUGCUGCGCCAGAGUCCACCCCCACACCGCAAAGCCCCUGCAGACCGGGGUCGUGCCCAACUACAACAGGGCCCAGCAGCUGUUGUUGGUCAGGCUACGCACUAUGGCUCUGGGGCAGAAAGACUCGAAGAAGAAGUUCUCCAAAAAGUGUCCUGAGCGCGUGCGGCUGGUGAAAGCGGUGUCCCCCUGCUGCCGUGGGAUUGGCUCCUCCCUACAGGUCCUCUACACUCUCAGCCACCGACAUGAGGAGAAUCUGAUCCCGUACAGUAUGGUGCAGAAGGUGUCAGUCCUGUCCAAGAGACCUGUCAUUUUCUCCCCGUCACUGCUGUCCCGUGGUCUGAUAGAGAGACUGCUGCAGCCUGCUGAGUCUGGACUGGCCUUCAACACCUGUCAACCAGAGCCCAUCAGUGCUGCAGACAGAAAGGACAGGAGAGUGUUCCCUCUGAACCCGUCCUCAUCAGGGCAGCCCCUGGGUGUCCGACUGGAGUCCAUUCAGGAGGUCAUAAGCCAGGAUAAGCACUGCCUGCUGGAGCUGGGUUUGAGCAGCGUGGAGGGGCUGCUCAGACAGGGCGUGUACCCCAUAGUUAUUCACAUCCGACCAAAGGAUAAAAAAGGCAGGAAGUUCAAGAAGCUGCUCUCUGGAUGGAAGGAGGACGGUGUGAUGGAGCAGGUCUGUCAGGCCGAAGAGCUGCAGCUGGAGAACCUCCCCUUGCUAUACCACACUGUAGAGCCUAGCACCUGGACCUGCACUGAGGAGCUGCUGGGCGCCAUACGCAAGGCCAUACAGCACCAGCAGGGGACAGCACUUUGGGUGGAACAGGACAGACUGCAGUAGAAUGCAGGGGUGCAUAUUAACUACUUCAAUGUUCCGAAAUGCUGUGAAUGCCAUAGACGUGAUCGUUCGGUUCACCCUAAACUCUCCGCAAAGCUUUCCAACGCUGUUCAUAUGCAAUUUCACUAUAAUUGUGGCAAAGUCCUAAAAGCAGGUGACCUACAGGCUUGCUGUGUCGGCCAUCUUUGUUGUGGCUGCUGUUGAUGACAGACUAUUAAAUCUCUGAAAACCCUGGAGAAAGUCAGCUGUCAUAUACAAAUCUUAUGUAUUUUGUAGUAAUAUAGGACAUUCAACAUUAUCUUUGCCAUGAGAUCAGUUGUGUGUGUGUGUAUAUUUAUGAGUGUGUGUAUGUACAAUUAUAUAUAUAUGUGUAUGUGUAUAUAUAUAUAUGUGUGUGUGUGUGUAUAUAUACAUGCACAGAUACACAUACAUAUAUAUUUCAUGAAACGUAUCUGUUGUUCUUCAUAGUGAUAGUGGUAAUUAGCUCAUAUAUUAUUUUCUGGAUAUGAGUUGCUUCUGUUCUCUGUUCUUGAGCUCGCACACAUCCACUCUUUGUCAUACUGGGGGUGUUUUGCAGGUGGGUGUCCCGUUCUUUCAUAAAGCUUCACACAAAUGCUUUGUGAACUGAAUGCAGACCAGGUCCUUCGUGUUUCCCUAGAACAGUCCAUGCCAGGGGCAGCCAGGCUAUUGAGCUGGAGGGUCACCGUUCAGAGUCAGCAGGUAUUUAAUGGACAACAGCCUUUCUUUAGAAAGAGGACACAUUUUCACGAGGAUAGCUCCCGUGCCAACUGAAGAGACCAGGAAUCAUCUAGGUAUUAUUUGUGUGAGUUUGUCGGUUUGCAUUAGGAAUAUUGAUACAAUUUAAUUUGUGAUUUACAGUCCCAGCAUUCAAAGUAGAAAGUAAGUUCAGUUUAACCACAGUGAAUGAGUAUGUUGGGAAAACAUGGAGUGGAGUUGAGCUAGUGGGAGAGAGUAAUGGAGUGUAUCAUAGGCGUGGAGAGAAAGAUAACAGGGAAAGAAGACAGAAACACACAGAUGUCAGAAACAAAAUAAUCCUUUGCUUCCAGUAGAUUUCCCAGUCCAUUAACAGUAUUUUGAAUUAUUUUGCUAAUACCCAUACACAAUAUGUAUUGAUCGGCCCAGAAACAGUUGUGUAUUACUUGCAAAUUGUAGACUUGCAAUAGUUCACUUGUUCCUCAACUCCAAAUAAACAGUGAAUAUUGAACAGUCUCAGGGAUGGUAUUGAAGAAAACUGACAGGAUCAUUCUGGUGCUAGUCUUGAAAAAAAGGGUAAAGUAGCUAUUUUUUGGUCUACAGCUUUCAGUUGGAUGACCUUGUGGAAAAUGACUAAUUACAAACUAUGUAUUUGUCACUUAGUUUUAAUGCAGUAUUUGUCUGUACAUGAUUUAUCCAUGGAGUACAGCCUUCUUUAUUUAGUAAUUUAUAGUAGACUUAGAACAUAAUACACUAUUUUAUAGCAAAUGUUCAGAUCCAAGCAGCUCAGUGUUUAUAUUAGGAAUGUAGUUUAGUGUGUUUGAUAUUUUAUAUUGCAAAGCUGCCACUCAGAAAAACAAUAUUGGGGCAAAACAGUAAACAAGCAAGGUCUUAAGAACAUGUAACUGUGGUCUGCUGGGCAAACUUCAGUUUCUUCUAAAGAGAAGUAAGUUUUACAGACAUAUCAAUGCUAUGCUGUAUAAAGGGAUAAUUAAGUAAACUUUUAAAAUAUCUACACAGACAACAUAAUACCUGUAAAAAAUAAAUAUCUUCAAAAAUGUUUUUAAAAAACUUUUUUUCUUAUGAAGCAUUUUAAUUUAACAGGACUUUUGUGGGCGAAUAAAGGACAAACUGUACAGACACUGAGUGUGAAAUAUGUGUUGGUGACGGUCAGAGUUGUGCUGACUAACAGCUGACCAUGGUCCUUCAGAUAUGCUCACACAACAUUUCAGUCAAAUUUUUAUUUUGAAGUGCAAACCUUACCACAAAUCAACAUCUCAGUGGUUAAAUUUUGCAAGUCUACUAAGGAAAGCAAACAAUACCAUUAUUUAUCAGAAAUAUACAGGGCAGUUGGCUUUUGCCAAAUCAUCGAUUUCUAGAGCUGGACAUUUACUGAUGGCAUGCCAGUUAAUCCAUUGUACAAGGGCACGACUGCUAUGCCCCACCCAGGACUCAAACCUGCAAUUCUCUGAUAAGACGUCCAUUUAUUUUCCCCCUGACACCACACCCCGCAACACUGCAUUACAGAGGUACCAAGCAAGAUAAAUUCUUAAGCGAUGAUUGUUCGAAUGUCUUUUCUCUUUGUCUCUUUUAUGUCAUCACCCCCAAGCAUUUGCAUGGUUAUGAAACCUGUAAAUACGGGAACUCUUGUUUUAUUUAUUUAUUUACGUAUUUAUUUUUGGAGUAAUGCAAUUUCUGUAUGCUUCCUGACUGUAAAAUCUAGAACGUACACAAUUCCACGUGGGAGUGGAGACGCAAACGUACGCAACUUGACCGACUGACACAUAUUUGUCCUGUGAAAUUACGCCAUACCUACUUUCCUGGAUAAUUCCCAUGCAGCCUGUGGUUCUGGGUUGUAAAACGUUUUUGGAAACGAACGCGCGAGACCGCGUGCAGCACUGCAUCGCUCAUCUCGCACUAUGGGAUUUUAAGGCGGCCAUUGACUACGAAGAUUUUUGCACGCCAGUAGCGAUCAGCCUCUCUGAUGUCGAAAAAUUAGUUCUCUUUGUAGGGACUAUGUCCCACUUCUAGCCUACUAGGGCUCAAUUUGCAAACUUUGAACCGCGUGGCUAUGCGCAAGUGAACUACGCUUGAGGCAUUUAUAA